Molecule: messenger RNA, 1240 nt
Organism: Phragmites australis (common reed)
Lineage: Eukaryota; Viridiplantae; Streptophyta; Magnoliopsida; Poales; Poaceae
Product: short-chain dehydrogenase/reductase 2b-like
Exons: 5
Coding region: 143-1078 (311 amino acids)
Cellular component (GO): membrane
Molecular function (GO): oxidoreductase activity, acting on the CH-OH group of donors, NAD or NADP as acceptor
Source: RefSeq, a predicted model, not a curated record
CAAUUCACCACCAAAGCUUGGAGAACGAUAGCUGCGAGUUUUUCUUUUCUUCGAGUACACCGAUCGCGAUCGGCUACCGACCACUGGUAUCUGAACGGCACAUCUCCCAUCCUGCUGCUCAAGCUCCUGCUGCAAGCUGGUCAUGGAGGGUGCCAGGAUCUCCAGCCUCCCGAGCACAAGGAUCGCUCUGGUCACCGGCGGGAACAAAGGGAUAGGGCUGGAGGUGUGCCGGCAGCUGGCCGGCAACGGCGUCACCGUCGUCCUCACAGCCAGGGACGAGACGAGGGGCGCGGUGGCCGUCGAGAAGCUCAGAGACCUGGGGCUCUCCAGUGUCAUCUUCCAUCAGCUGGACGUCACUGAUGCUCCGAGCAUCGCUCGAUUGGCAGAUUUCUUGAGGACCCGUUUUGGGAAGCUCGACAUCCUGGUAAAUAACGCUGCGCUUAGUGGCCUUGAGUACCUCCAAGAUCAUGUUGAUGCUACUUCAACAGAGAGUGAGGAAAAGGCGAGCGGCAUGGAUAUGACUCAGCGGCUUGAAUGGGUGUUGAAACGUUGCCGGGAGACAUACGACGCCGGGAAGGAAUGCCUGCGGACGAACUACUACGGCACAAAACAAGUCAUCGAAGCGCUUCUGCCUCUGCUGCAGGCCUCCGACGAUGGAAGAAUCGUUAAUGUCUCCUCAGAGUUUGGGCAGUUAAGGCUUUUCAGCAACGAGGAGCUGAAGCAAGAGCUGAACGACGUCACGAACCUCACCGAGGAGAGACUGGACGAGGUGCUGGCCAUGUUUCUGAAGGACCUGGAGACCGGCGCGGCGGAGGCGCGCGGGUGGCCGAUGGUUUGCUCGGCGUACAAGGUGUCCAAGGCGGUCCUGAACGCGUACUCGAGGAUCCUGGCGCGGAGGCACCCCACGCUGCGCGUCAACUGCGUGCACCCCGGCUACGUGAAGACCGACAUGACCCUCGACUCCGGCUUUCUGACGCCCGAGGAAGGCGGGAGCAGGCUGGUGGCGGUGGCGCUGCUGCCUGCCGGCGGGCCCACCGGCUUGUUCUUCGCAGAGCGCCAGGAGGCGCCGUUCGUGUGAUACUGGGCCGUUGCCACUCUUCACCAAACUCGGCCGGCCGGCCGGCCAUCUUAGAUCAUUUUCUUCCAAUGUUGUUUGGUCGUUGGAAGUAUGUUGACCUCGAUUAGUAACUGAUACAUAUAUAUUACAAUAUAAUAAUAUCAUAGUCAUAUUUUAAUUAAA